This is a messenger RNA of Oncorhynchus masou masou (cherry salmon), 2567 nucleotides long. Its product is annotated as UDP-glucuronosyltransferase 2A1-like. The coding region runs from base 80 to 1678 and encodes 532 amino acids. The record is from RefSeq and is a predicted model, not a curated record. Gene Ontology annotation, molecular function: UDP-glycosyltransferase activity. Lineage: Eukaryota; Metazoa; Chordata; Actinopteri; Salmoniformes; Salmonidae. The transcript has 2 exons.
AACAAACCAACAAAAGCCAAAGUUAACUGCACAUUUUACACGUGGCUUCCAUACACAUAACAUGAAGAUCAUCUGAUAAAUGAUGACAUACAUUGGAAGCAUGACUUUGUGCCUUUUUUUAUUUCUGUUGAUUAUGUGUGGUUCAGUUUGCCAUGGUGGGAAGUUGCUGGUCUUUCCUGUGGAGGGAAGUCACUGGGUUAACAUGGACAUUUUGAUCAAGGCUCUUCACUCUCAGGGACACACCAUCACAGUGGUACGAACGACAAAAAGUUGGUAUAUCAAAGAAGAAUCGCCCUACUACAGUUCUAUUACAAUACCUGUCACUGACGCUAUGGAUGAGGAAUUUGUAAAGCCAAUUAUUAAGAAAAUAAUUAAUAUAGAGAGAGGAACGAGCUCUGUAUUAAACUUUAUACAUUUGCAAAUCGAGAUGAUCUCUGCCAGGUCUAAGUUUCAUAAAUAUGCUAGUGACUUAGCAACUGCUGUAUUGAAAGACACUGAUUUAAUAAAGACCCUAAAGGAGAACCAAUAUGACCUGGUGCUUACUGACCCAGCAUGGGGAGGAGGUCUAUUGGUGGCUCACUAUCUUCAGCUACCUCUAGUCUACAAUGUACGGUGGGCAAUCAGUGGAGAGGGACAUUUAACUAUUGCACCAUCACCAAUGUCAUACAUUCCAAUGACUUUAUCAGGGCACUCAGACAAAAUGACUUUCACAGAAAGAGUAAAGAAUAUGCUUUUGUAUUUGCUAUCUGCUGUUCGGGACAGGUUGACUGUCUGGCCACAUUACCAGGCUGUUUGUGAUGAGUUUUUCCAACCAGGUGUCGACUUUUAUGAGUUAUUACAAGGAGCUGAUCUGUGGCUCAUGAGAAUUGACUUUGUGUUUGAAUUUCCUCGUCCCACCAUGCCUAAUGUUAUCUACAUGGCAGGGUUCCAAUGUAAUCCUGCCAAACCUCUUCCCCAAGAACUGGAGAAGUUUGUUCACAGUUCUGGGGAGCAUGGAGUCAUUAUCAUGUCUUUGGGGACUUUCGUUACUGAAUUACCACAUGAUAUAGCUGAUGUGAUUGCUGCUGCUUUUUCCCAAAUGCCUCAGAAGGUAAUCUGGAGACACAAAGGAGACAGGCCAGCUUCUCUGGGCAACAACACCUUAGUAGUUGACUGGAUGCCUCAGAAUGAUCUGUUAGGACACCCUAAGACAAGGCUGUUUGUAGCUCAUGGAGGAACAAAUGGGGUUCAAGAGGCUAUCUACCAUGGAAUUCCUGUUGUGGGUCUACCUCUGUUUUUUGAUCAAUAUGACAACCUCCUUCGUCUGAAAGAGAGAGGAGGAGCAAAGCUUUUAUCCAUGGCAACAGUAGACAAGAACAAUAACUUCCUAGAGGCCUUACAGGAAGUUCUGGAUGAGCCGUCCUACAGGAUGAACAUGCAGAGACUCUCCAGGCUACAACGGGACGUGCCAAUGGAACCCCUGGACACUGCCCUCUUCUGGAUUGAGUUUGUCAUGAGACACAAAGGUGCUGCUCACCUGCGUACAGAGUCCUACAGAAUGCCUUGGUACUCCUACCACUCUGUAGAUGUUGUCCUGAUGUUGUUGGGUGUUGUUUCAGUGGUUAUUCUUCUUCUUGUUGCAAUAGUAAGAUAUUUAUGCAUUAGAAAAUGCUUGAAAAGAAAGAUUAAAAGUGAAUGAAUGAGCAGAUCCAAUUCUCCACAUUCUGGUGCACACAAAUAGUAGGAUAUAUAUGACUUAAAGCUGUUAUAUGGAACAAUACCCAACAAAACUCCUAUAGGUAUGCGAGUUAUGGAACUGUCAUUCUCAUUGAAAGCAAGUCUAAGACGCCGUAGAUCUGUUCUAUGUGUGCUAUCUCUAUGCUUCCCAUGUUUAAGUAUCUUUUUGCUUCUUUUACUUUCGGUUUUGUACACCAGGUUCAAACAGCAGGAAAUACAACAUUUUUGGUUAUGGAAAAUAUAUUUCACAGUGGUUUAGAUGAUACAAUGAUUCUCUACACUACACUUGCUUGUUUUGCCACAUAGACUGAAAUUAGGCAAACGAUUACAAUUUUAGCAACCAGGAAAUGGCAGAGUGAUUUCUGCAUAGUACAUCUUUAAAUCAUGAAAAUGUAUAAUGUCGAAUUGAUGCCAACAUAAUAAAAUGCUUAUGUAUAAUUUAGUGUGAAAUAUAUUUCUUGUCAAGUAUUUCCAGAUGGUUGUGCAUUUUGUGAUUCAAUUCUACACUGCAAAUAUUUACUGUAAGUGUUACAAUCACAGUGUUAAAGAUUUUUUACUCUGUGUAGUGUAAAGAAAAAUCUAAACCUCAUCCAUCAUUAUCAUAUUUACCAUCAUGCUCUAUUGCAGGUUGAUGUUUAGUAUUGUUUGUUGCAAUAUCUGUGUUUUUGCAUGUACAUUGAUCUUAUGCUACAGAAAGAUACAUACUUUGCCAGCCAGCAUAAUGUAAUUUGCAGGCCUGAUGUGUUAGGUGUUAGGGAGAAACUAGGCCAUCAAAGAAAGCCCAUAUGAUGUAUGUAAUGUAUUGUCAUAAAGGGUUUAAUCUUAAUUAAACUAUAACACUUAGGCACUCA